Molecule: messenger RNA, 1510 nt
Organism: Triticum aestivum (bread wheat)
Lineage: Eukaryota; Viridiplantae; Streptophyta; Magnoliopsida; Poales; Poaceae
Exons: 4
Coding region: 1-915 (304 amino acids)
Source: RefSeq, a predicted model, not a curated record
AUGCCAAGCUCUUACAGAAAUGCAUACACGGCGUGCCCAGCUUCAAACAGUACCACCCCGUCCAUCAUCCCAUGGAACCAUAAACCCGGUGUCUGUGUUACCCUGUCAGCAAAUGAUUUGCUUAGAGGAGCUGAACCACUGAAAACAACACACCCACCUAAAGUCUGGAGCAACCCACUCCAUUACGCGAAUCAGACUGAAGCGAGCGGAAAAAGUUUGUCGUUGCUCCCUCACCCGCCCCCGCGUCGCUCCCUUGGGGCGACUCGGGCGGCCCCCAACCCUAGCCCGCCGCCGGCCUCUCCCCUCCUCCCUCCCGACCUUGCCGCCACCGGAGACAGCUGCCGGCAAGCCCGCGCGGCGCCGAGGAAGGUGGCGGCGAGGCUUGCCGCUCCUGCCUCGCGCGGAGGGCAUGGUGUGCCGGGGUGGCGGCCCCGGUCAAGGUGGGCAGCGUUGUUCCCUGCGGCGGACGGCGGCUGCGGGUGCUCGGCUGGGCUCCUCGGCUUGCUUGGGCGGCGAGGCCCCGGUGGAUGGAGCUCGCGGUGGCCGGAUUUCCUCCGUCGGUCGGCCUCCAGAUCUGAAUCGGCCAGCUCCAAAUCCACCCUCCUCACCUUCUCCCGUUCGAUCUCAGCUCCGGUGCGGCCCUGCUCGCCGGAUCCGGUGGUUGCCGGUGUUUUGGCGGUGGGGCUCCUGGGACCGGGGGAAACCCUUGGCCGCCGCCGGCGGCCACAACCACGACGAUGCCGCGGCGUCGAACUACUUCUUGGAGGCUUCGUUGAGGACGACGGCGCCGCUACGGCACUGUUCCCCUUCCUGAAGGCGCCGUCCUUGUACUGCGGGGUGGAUGUCGAGUUUGGAUGUAUUGGUGGCUGCAGUGGCGGCAUUGCUCUUCAUCAACCUCUCGCCGUGUCGAUUUAGUUCGCGUUCCUAUCUUGCAGUGCGCGUCUCCUUCGUGGCUGUGCCAUGGCAACUGAAGUUUCUUGUGGAGCACAAUGUGGUCUGUUGCAGCCCCUCCCAUGAUACAUCUGGUUGCCAUUUGUGAAUUCGGGUUCUUGGGGAACCACUUCGCCUGCCGACGACGAGAAGGUUGUGGCCUCCUACGGCAACGAAGACGGAUUUCAUUAUGCCCAGGUUGUUCAUCAUGCUGGAGUGGACUUGAGCCUUCUCCUUUCACAUUGUUGCUUUCCACAAGUUUGAUGUUUGUCCGGUGCUGAUUGCUUCGGUGGACGAAGACCUUGACUGCUCAAGCUUAGUUCUUCAGUUUCAUCUUGGUAGCUGCUUGUGUAGUCUUUGGUUUGUGCACUGUCCUGUUUUGCACCUUGUAUCGGCCGCCUGAGGUUGUUCUGCCUCAGUGUCUUCCUUUUCUUUCUUUUUCAUGUUGCAUGUAUGUGGUUGAUCGAUGUAAUCCUGACCGGUUGAUGGCUUUGUUAAUUCAAAGUCGGGCUAGGUUCGAGCCUCCUCUUGGGCUCGGCCGAUGCCUUUCCUCUAAAAAAAAUGCUGUUCUGAAGCAGAA